This is a messenger RNA of Parnassius mnemosyne (clouded apollo), 480 nucleotides long. Lineage: Eukaryota; Metazoa; Arthropoda; Insecta; Lepidoptera; Papilionidae. The record is from the annotation of a GenBank genome assembly.
AUGUUGCCAAGGUGCAUGCUCUCAAUACUUAUAAUUGCGCUGGUCCUCAGCGCCGUGGAAUCGCGACGCGGACGAGCGAGAAGUAGAACUAAAUCAAAGGUACAAAUCGGGUUGCCCAUCACCGGCAAGUACAGAGACCCCGAGUCGGACCAGUACUACAACAAUAACGAUGGUGCGAAAAUUGUGCUCGCGUCGCACUUCGAUCUCGAGUACGUUCUGGGACACAAGAUCGCAUUCCUGUGUAUUGCGAAGGGCUCGCCCAGACCACACAUCACUUGGUUCAAGGACGGCGUGGAGAUCUUUGCACAUCACUAUUUGCACAUUCACGAGUGGCCGAUCGGAGAGGACCGCGUGAAGUCGAAGAUCGAGAUAGACCCGGCAACACAGAUGGACGCGGGCGUAUACGAAUGCACAGCAGACAACAUGUACUCUAUCGAUAGGCGCUCCUUCAAAACCGACUUCUCGAUCGCCUUCGACUGA